Molecule: messenger RNA, 1111 nt
Organism: Mercurialis annua (annual mercury)
Lineage: Eukaryota; Viridiplantae; Streptophyta; Magnoliopsida; Malpighiales; Euphorbiaceae
Product: bidirectional sugar transporter N3-like
Exons: 6
Coding region: 97-930 (277 amino acids)
Biological process (GO): carbohydrate transport
Cellular component (GO): membrane
Molecular function (GO): sugar transmembrane transporter activity
Source: RefSeq, a predicted model, not a curated record
UAGUUUACCUGACAAUUAAACUUUCUUCUAAAUUUUUUUGGUCUAUCUGGGAGAUAUACGAAGAGGAAAUUAAUUCAAGAAUUAAAGCUGAAGAAAAUGGCUGGUGCUGAUCAUCAUCAUCCAUUGAUAUUUACAUUUGGAAUUCUUGGCAACAUCAUUUCUAUCUUGAUGUUUCUUGCACCUAUGCCAACAUUUAUUAGGGUUUACAAAAAGAAAUCAACAGAAGGGUUUCAUUCGAUUCCGUAUUUGGUUGGACUGUUUAGUUGCAUGCUUUGGAUUUACUAUGCUAUGCUUAAAUCUGAGGAAUAUCUUCUUCUCAGCAUAAAUUCUGUUGGUUGUCUAGUAGAAAUAAUCUACAUUAUCUGCUACAUUUUGUAUGCACCAAAAAAACCUAAGAUUUUAGCUUUACAGCUAUUAUUUCUGAUGAAUUUUUGCGGAUUUUUGGCUAUUGUUGCUCUUACGACUUUCUUUGCGAAAGGAUCGAUUCGGAUUCACAUUGUGGGAUGGUUUUGUGUUGUAGUUUCUGCAGUUUUGUUUGCUGCUCCUUUAAGCGUAAUUAGGGUAGUGAUACGAACCAAAAGUGUGCAGUUCAUGCCGCUUGCUUUAUCAAUUUGCCUGACAUUGAGUGCAAUUAUGUGGCUGCUCUAUGGUCUCCUACAAAAAGAUUUGUACAUUGCGCUUCCGAACAUUUUCGGAAUCAUAUUUGGAGCAAUGCAAUUGGUACUAUAUGGAAUUUACAGGGACAAGAAGAAAAUUGUUAAGGAAGAAAACGUCGCAGAAAAGGCAGAAGAAAUGAAUAAGGCACACACUGUAGUCUCAGUAUUGCCUAUUUGUAAUGGGAAUAUUAAUAAAGUGCAUAAAGAGGAGAAUUCGGAUGAAGAUACAAAUGGCAAUGGUGAAUUACCAAUUGAUGAAGUUACUCUCGUUUAGGCUCAUUUUCCUUGUAUUUUUAGCUAUUUUUAUUGCUAGUUUUACUCUUUAAGCAUUGCAUGUGCCUAUUAUAUAAAUAUCUAAAAUUUUCUACCUUAUUUAUAGAGUAAUUUAUAAUAUUCCGAAAGCCUAGAUUAUUCCAUAUAUUCACACUCUAUUAAUCAACAUCUAAUUUAAUUUC